GAGGAGGAGGAGGAGGAGGAGGAGGAGGAGGUAUCAACAAGAGAAAGAGAAGAGGACACGUGUGGCUCCGGUCGGAACUCCUCGGGGAAUUGCUGGCUCACCUCUGAAGAAAAGCGUACCAGCCAGCCUGCCCACCACACCCAAGUCAACAACCACUCUGUCGUCACUGCAGAAAAACACAAUCAACAUGACCCGUUCUCCCCUGAGCCUGACCCCAAUGUGGUGGAGGCACGCUGUGACAAUGGUCUGGUGCGUGGUCAUGCUUACUCCAUCACUCGCAUCAAGUAUUGUGACAUCCAGACUCCAAGGGUGUCAGGCAAGAUCCCUCUGGUGCGCAUCCGUAACCCUUGGGGUAAUGAAGCAGAGUGGGUUGGCCCCUGGAGUGACAAGAGUCAAGAAUGGCAGUUCAUUCCUCCUGAGGAGAAAGAAGAGAUGGGUCUCACCUUUAAACAUGAUGGGGAGUUUUGGAUGUCUUUUAAGGACUUCUUGACCAACUUCACCAUGCUGGAGAUGACCAACCUCAACCCAGACUCCCUGGAGGACGAGGACAUCAUCGGCUCCGUGCAGCACAAGUGGGAGAUGAGUGUGUUUGAGGGAGCCUGGAUCAGGGGCUCCUCAUCUGGCGGAUGUAGGAAUUUCCUUGAUACAUUCUGGCACAAUCCUCAGUACAGAAUCACUUUGACUGAGGUUGAUGAUGAUGAUGACAACAAGUGUACAGUGAUUGUGGCACUGAUGCAGAAGAAUCACCGUUCACAGAGGAAGCUUGGCUUAGAGUGCCUUACUAUUGGCUUUGCAAUUUAUUAUUUACGAGACCCAGAUGGUGUUCCUCGGCCUUUAGAUCUGAACUUCUUCAAGUAUUCUGCCUCAGUGGCUCGUUCCCCAUCCUUCAUCAACAUGAGGGAGGUGUCUUGUCGCUUCAAGCUGCCCCCUGGCACUUACUGCAUUGUGCCAUCCACCUUUGAGCCUAAUGAAGAAGGAGAGUUCAUUUUGAGAGUCUUCUCUGAAAAAGCCAAUGAAAUGGAGAAAAGCGUACCAGCCAGCCUGCCCACCACACCCAAGUCAACAACCAAUCUGUCGUCACUGCAGAAAAACACAAUCAACAUGACCCGUUCUCCCCUAAGACUCAAAGGGUUCUCAAUGCAACACUGCUGAUUUCAAGAUACUGACAAGAACUGACUGUCACCUUGCUAUGUCCAACAGGAAAAGCGUACCAGCCAGCCUGCCCACCACACCCAAGUCAACAACCACUCUGUCGUCACUGCAGAGAAACACAAUCAACAUGACCCGUUCUCCCCUGAGAGGUGAACCAGGCCAACACAAGACAGAUGGGAUGCAAGAACACUGUUGACACAUCAAUACUUCAUACAAGGCAAUAAAGCGGCUACCACCACCAUGACCACCAUGACCACCACCACCACCAUGACCACCGCCACCACCACCACCACCACCACCACCACCACCACCACCACCACCACCACCACCACCACCACCACCACCACAGCACUCAGCGUGGCACAGAAGGAACAGAGCCAGGCGGAAAACAAGGACUAAGAUCCACUGCCACUUCCAAAUAAGACACCAGGAGGAGAGACAAUUCCGUGCAGUUUGUCAGUGAAGUAUUACAAAG
Messenger RNA from Scylla paramamosain (green mud crab), 1627 nucleotides. RefSeq names its product calpain-A-like. Gene Ontology annotation, molecular function: calcium-dependent cysteine-type endopeptidase activity. The record is from RefSeq and is a predicted model, not a curated record. Lineage: Eukaryota; Metazoa; Arthropoda; Malacostraca; Decapoda; Portunidae. Gene Ontology annotation, cellular component: cytoplasm. The annotation marks the transcript as partial. Gene Ontology annotation, biological process: proteolysis. The transcript has 12 exons.